Molecule: messenger RNA, 551 nt
Organism: Cucurbita pepo subsp. pepo (vegetable marrow)
Lineage: Eukaryota; Viridiplantae; Streptophyta; Magnoliopsida; Cucurbitales; Cucurbitaceae
Product: norbelladine synthase-like
Biological process (GO): defense response; abscisic acid-activated signaling pathway
Cellular component (GO): cytoplasm; nucleus
Molecular function (GO): protein phosphatase inhibitor activity; signaling receptor activity; abscisic acid binding
Source: RefSeq, a predicted model, not a curated record
ACUCACACCUCUAAACUAAGAAGAUGUUGGGUAAACUCUCUCAUGAGACCGUGAUCCAGGCGCCGGCCACCGUGGCAUGGCAGCUCUACGGAGGUCUUGAACUUGCACGACUUGUCGAAAACCGCUUCUCGAACCUUAUCCAAAAAAUUGAGGUGGUUGAAGGCGACGGAGGAGAAGGAACAGUUCUUAAUCUCAUUUUCCCACCAGGUGUAGGUCGUUUCUCAAGUUUUAAAGAGAAAUUCACAAGAAUAGAUAAUGAGAAUCGUAUAAAAGAGACAGAGAUUGUGGAAGGAGGGUUCUUGGAUAUCGGGUUUACUCUCUAUAGGGUUUGCUUGAAGAUCGUUGAAAAUGGUGAUGAUAGCUGCAUUGUUGAAUCCACAAUUGAAUAUGAAAUAAAGGAAGAAGCUGCUGCAAAUGCCUCACUUGUUAAUAUACAAUUUUUCAUAGACAUUGCUCAAACAGCAAACGACCAUCUACUUCACAACAAACAGCCUAAAGAUGCAUAGUUAAUGAAGUCCAUCGUCAUGUUUAGCCUGUUUUCCCCCCCAAUA